UAAACAUUUUACGUGUUCAACUGAAGGUCGCACCGCUCACAAUACAAAUCCAGAUUAAGAAGUAAACCAAGUAUACGCACUAGACAUGGGCCACAGUGAAGGAAAGACCGUUGUCAAAUUAACUCGGGAUUCAUUGGAUAUCUCUGAGGGAUUGGCCCAGGUGACUGCAGUGGACUGUGGGGCGGUAUCGAUGUUUCUUGGGACGACACGUUCCGAUGUUAUCGACGGAGACAUUGUGUCGUCUCUGAUCUAUGAAGCGUAUGAUGCUAUGGCACUGAAGGAGAUGCAGAAAUUAUGCGAGGAGGUUCGUAACACUUACUCAAUAAAGCACAUCGUAUUACUUCAUCGUCUAGGCCGUAUACCCGUGAAGGAAGCCAGUGUGAUGAUCGUUUGCUCAGGUAGACACCGGCAGGAUACGCUUCGAUCAACCGAAUGGCUCAUUAAUAAAUUAAAAUCGAGAGUGCCAAUUUGGAAGCGAGAAGUGUUUGCUGGCGGAUCGGAAGCUUGGAAGGAAAAUAAAGAAGCCUUUUGGAGGCAAUAGUUUCGUUCAUUAAUUGAAUGAUGUCCUAAAUAUAAGAAGUCAUUUCUGUUAUGUAAUAUGCCAUAGACUGAACACAAUACGCAAUCUUGUAUUAAAAUGAACCAGCUGUCAUUCAAUUAUAAUGGUACAUAGCGUCAAACAAAAUUGUAAUUUACGUGUCCUAUGUAGAUUGGGGCUACUUACGUAGGUAAGAUUUUGUCCACCCUAUACGUAUCCAAAUUGCCCUGUCUCAACUUGGAUUGUACCACCAUAUACAAACUGAACGAAAUGAUUUGUGUUGAUCUGUGUAGCACUACAAUUUCAAUAGUACAAAAUGGCCUACAAGUUGUUUUUUAAACGGAACAAAAUUUUUGAUAACAAAAAAAGUGUUGAAGCCUAGCUGCGAAGCCAGAAAACGUGUUUUUUUCUUUUAAGCCAAACUCAGAAACCGGAUAUAAAUUUUAGAUGGCCAGUUACGCGCAGUUUUCAUUGGAUCUUGCCUAAAAAAAAAAUAGAAAAACUGUUAUAAUAUCUAUUCCUUAAGAAAUCUAUGAGCUGUAUAAAAGUUUUAGCAAAGAAUGAGUGAACAACUGCGGCGAGCACUUAGUCUUUUCGACGCUUAAGGCAAUGAGCGAUAAGCGGAUGAAGAGCUUCACUAGGAACAAAUUGCAUAUGAGGAAAUUAUAUCGAACCGCCACUCAAAUUCAUCUCAGCUAUUUACAGCCAUGGCACUGCUCCUAUAAAAUAGGAACGCGACUCAACAAUGAUGCUUGUUGUCCUGACGUUCGUUCAAAAUUUGAUAUACGGAGCCCCUUAUUUCAUAUACGAGAGUUUAUUUAUUUUACUUAAAUAGCACGUUGUUAUUUAUUUAUUUAGCUUCGUUAUACAGUUUGAGGAUUAAGCAGGCGAAUGGAAUUUUGAGAACUUAGUCAAGUAGCACCAUUUAAUAGCUCGAACUAAAGUCGCUAUGUUGCAAUGAGGCCGAAGCUUACACAGAUUAUAAUUGCCUUAAUGUCAUACACGCACUUAAACCCUCGAUCUUUAUCUGUUUAAAAGCUAAAAAAAUCCCGAUCAACAAAUAUUGUCCAUCUAAAUAAAUACAUGAUGCCUAA
This is a messenger RNA of Varroa destructor (honeybee mite), 1632 nucleotides long. It is a transcript of the gene Mocs2B, whose product is annotated as Molybdenum cofactor synthesis 2B. Gene Ontology annotation, biological process: Mo-molybdopterin cofactor biosynthetic process. The record is from RefSeq and is a predicted model, not a curated record. Lineage: Eukaryota; Metazoa; Arthropoda; Arachnida; Mesostigmata; Varroidae.